This is a messenger RNA of Ostrinia furnacalis (Asian corn borer), 2224 nucleotides long. RefSeq lists its product as uncharacterized. The coding region runs from base 45 to 1640 and encodes 531 amino acids. The record is from RefSeq and is a predicted model, not a curated record. Gene Ontology annotation, cellular component: mitochondrial outer membrane. The transcript has 9 exons. NCBI's taxonomy places the organism in Eukaryota, Metazoa, Arthropoda, Insecta, Lepidoptera, Crambidae. Gene Ontology annotation, biological process: mitochondrial protein catabolic process; mitophagy by internal vacuole formation.
GUAAAGUCCCUACCCCAAAUACGAUGGGCUAGCAGCACGCCAAGAUGAACGAGAGCCGGGAGCGGAUCCGCCGCGAGAGAGAGCGGGAGAAGAACACCUACACGUCGCCCCGUCUCGCUCUGCGGCGCGUGCUUCUUCUAGCAGAAGGCAGACAGUUUAGGGAAGCGGCCGCCAUCUUGGCGAGGCUUGGACCUGGAGUGCUGCAGACGGUGGCUACGGAGUUACCAGCCGAUUUGCUGGUCGAAGCGUUGCCGCAUUCUGCUCAUCUUCUCGAGACGCUGUUGAAUAGACUGAUAUCCCUGGAGAUCGCCCCUCGACCUGAGGUCCAAUGCGAAGCAGUAGCAUGGCGACUGGUGGGGCUACUCGGCAGCGACCAGGGCUCCGGGCUACGGGCCAGGACGGCCAGGCUGGCGGGGGCGCUGGUCAACUACAUGCCUGAGGCGAGGGAUGCCGUGGACUCGAGGAGGAGGCAGCUCGAUGCUGCUGUUCAGGGGCUGGGCACCCACGGGCUGACGGCUGACGCGACGGGCGCACUCAUCUCGCUGCACGUGGCCAUGAAGAACGAGCUGCAGAGGCACGUCGAGGUCUACAAGCAGGCGCUGCACAAGCUGGAUGAGCUGUCACCAGUGACAGUGAACCAGGAUCCAGCAUCAUCAUCACAUCAACGCCUGCUAGCUCUCUCCCACGCCGACGUGGAGCGGCGCCUCAUCGACAACAAGUCUUUGCUCACCAUCGUCGACAAGCCAGCAUUGAGGCAGCUACCGACGCUGGUGACGGCGCUGGCCCAGCGAGUGGAGAGCGAUAAGGCGGUGCUGGCGUGCGUAGGGCAGAUCAAGAGAAGCGAUCCGGCUUUGGACCUUAAUGACACGCGGCCAGUAGCAGGAGUCCUGAUGAGCUACUCCCGCGGCUGCGCAGCGGUACUGACGCAAAUGUCAGAGGGGGAGGCGGGGGGCGCGGGCGCGGCCACCCCCCGCUCGCCCACCGACUCGGCCAGUGAUGGCUACCAUUCAGACAGCGAUGACUCGCCGCAACUGCCUGACAGGAGUAAGCUGGUGUCGCAGUACGCAGCAGUGUGGGCCCGCGCGGCAGACGAAGCGUUGCCGGCACUGGCCGCGCUGGAGCCGUUACGUCACACGCCGCACCUCAAGUACAAGAUCGUCUUCUCCGUUGUCGUUCUGUCGUUCCGCGCCGCGAUCAGUCUGCGCGACCGGCGACUGGGCGAGGUGAAGGCGCUCCUUGGCGCGACCGACUGCGACGCUGCCGCUGCCAGUGUCACGAGGCUUGCAGCCGCCGCCACCCGGGUGCUGGUCGAGACAGCGCACAGCUUCCCGCUGGGGGAAGCAGAGAGGACUGUCGUGAACCAGGUGCUGAGCACGCUACGUGAAUACCCAUGCCUGGGCGGCUGCGCAGCGCUUCACGCGCUGGUGGCAGCGGCGUGCCGCGCGGCCUGGGCCAUCAGCCUGCACUCGCCGCCGCUGCGGAUCGACACUGACUUUACACCCGUGGUGAUGAACCCCGAGAAGCACGUUCGGUUCUCGAACGAGGCUCGCGAGCGGCGCUCGGACCUCAUCAAGUCGUUCGUGUGGCCCGCCCUCAUGGACGGCAACCGCUGCGUCUUUAGGGCGGUCGUGCUGACGUAAAGUAUAUGCGUGCUGACGUAAACUGUAUGCGUGCUGACGUAAAGUAUAUGCAUGUUGACGUAAAGUAUAUGUGUGCUGACGUAAAUUACAUGCGCGCUGACGUAAAUUGCAUGAAAUAUCCCGACCAGAGUUAUGAAUACUCGUAAAGAAUGAAUAUCGUGGGAUAUUGGAUUUAAAACAAAACUAAAAAAUUAAAACCCAAAAAAGGUGUGGCAAAUAAAAUUGUCGAUAUCAUAUUUUGCAUGAGCUACUAAUAAAAGCAUUAAAGAUGACGUCACAUUAAAAAAUACGAAUUCAAAACAUUCCGGCUUCGCAUUUUUGAGUACCUAAUAAUAAAAUGCUCCGAUCAAGCUAUCAUUGUUUUUAUCUACAUGGCUACCGAUUGCCAAUAUUAAUAAUUAGUAUGUCUUCAAUGGAUCUAAAAUCUCGAAAAAAAUGUCUUUUAUAUGCAUUUAGUAAAUAGGGCCGUCGCCGUCAAAACACCCUAAAAGACGCUGUAGUAUCUAAAGAGGUAUUGCUUAAAGUAAACCUUAUUAUUUAUAAAAAAAUAUUAUUGAUGACUUACCAAUGGGAGUCGUGCAGAC